Molecule: messenger RNA, 2012 nt
Organism: Cyclopterus lumpus (lumpfish)
Lineage: Eukaryota; Metazoa; Chordata; Actinopteri; Perciformes; Cyclopteridae
Gene: tgfbr2l
Product: transforming growth factor beta receptor-like
Biological process (GO): protein phosphorylation; transforming growth factor beta receptor signaling pathway; cellular response to growth factor stimulus
Cellular component (GO): signaling receptor complex; plasma membrane
Molecular function (GO): metal ion binding; ATP binding; activin binding
Source: RefSeq, a predicted model, not a curated record
GAUCCCUCCAAUACUACAAAGUAUGGUCCUGUUCCACAGGAAUACGUGUGGUAUGAAAAUUCCCUUUCUGGACGAUCCAGGUCCUCCAGCCGCUCACCCUUUCAGCCACCUGAACUUUAACCUGUGCAGGUGGUGCGAGGCGUCCGGCCCGGUGUGCAAAGACAGCGUCUGCUCCAGUAACUGCAGCCUGUCGUCCUUCUGCACCGUCACCGAGGAGAUCUGCGUGGCCAUCUGGAGGAAGAACAACGACACCAUGACGGUGCACACCAUGUGUCACAACCCCACCUCGCCACUAGAGGGCGUUGACCCCGGCCUGCUGCUGAACUUCACCUCCAGAGAGUGUCACAUGGUCCCACAGCCGGCGGAGGACGGAGCCAUGAUGGUCUGUGGUUGUCACGGAGUCCACGAGUGUAACGACAAACUCAUCUUUGACAAAGGAGCCAACGGGUUCUCCAAGCUGCAGAGUAAAGACGUGAUCCCGGUGGUGGUGGUAAGCUUGGUGCCUCCUAUCCUGGUGGCCAUUGUUGCCACGGCGGCCUUCUACUUCUACCGCACACACCGUCCAGACAAGCCGGGCCCGACUGCCCGCCCUGCCUGGCCCACCAAACACACCUCGGAGCUCUACCAGGCCUUCGACCUGCCCUGUGGGGGUUUGGGGGCUCGGGGAGAGGGUGGAGGAGGUUUGAUCGGCUCGGACAGGACGGAGUCUGAUGACAAGGUGCUAUCGCUCAACGAUGACAUCAUCAGUUACAUGACGAACUGGCAAGGCCGGCUGAAUGAACCACUGCCCAUCAAGCUGGAGGUCCUGGUGGGGAAGGGGCGCUUUGCUGAGGUGUGGAGGGCGUGCCUGCCGCAGGGCAAGAAGGGUGGAGUUAACAGCUAUGAAACGGUGGCAGUGAAGGUGUUCCCGGCUGUGGAGUACGCCUCGUGGAGAAACGAGUGCUCCAUCUUCUCCGACCCCAAACUGGAGCAUGACAACGUGGUUCGAUUCCUCGCGGCUCAAGAGAGGGGCGUGCCGGGCCACCCCCUCAGGAAGUACUGGCUGGUUUUGGCCUAUCACAGCCUCGGGAACCUGCAGGACUUCCUCACAGCAAACAUACUGAGCUGGGAGGAACUGGUUUCCAUGGCCGGCAGCAUUGCCAGAGGGUUGGCACAUCUUCAUAGUGACACAACGCCCAGUGGGGUUCCAAAGGUGCCGGUUGCCCAUCGGGACCUGAAGAGCAGUAACAUUGUGGUAAAGAGCAGGAAGGAGUGCGCCCUGUGUGACUUUGGUCUGGCGUUAAGACUCGACCUUUCUCUAAGCGUCGACGACUACGCCAACACUGGACAGGUGGGGACAGCUCGCUACAUGGCUCCUGAGGUACUGGAGUCCAGGGUGAACCUGGAGGACCUGGAGGCCUUUAAACAGAUGGACGUUUACUCCAUGGCUCUGGUCCACUGGGAGAUGGCCUCCCGCUGCCAUGCCAUCGGAGAAGUGAAGAGCUACGAGCCGGCGUUUGGCUCUCAGGUGUGUGAGCAGCCUUGUGUGGACAGCAUGAGAGACCUGGUUCUGAGAGACCGAGGACGGCCUGACAUCCCGUCAGCGUGGACGCAGCACGAGGGGAUGGGCGUCUUCUGCUCCACCGUCACUGAGUGCUGGGAUCACGACCCUGAAGCUCGACUGACGGCUCACUGCGUGGUGGAGCGCUUCAAUGAGCAGGAGCAGGAGCAGGAGCAGGAGGAGCAGGAGGAGGAGCAGGAGGAACCAAGGCGAGAUGCUGACAGACAGGAAGAUGGAGACAGAGAAAAGGACUCAGGGACACCAGAUGAGGACCAGAGUCCCUCUCUGGCCUCGCCCCCUCAGACUCUCCAGCCAGACUCAAAGACAGGUGUCUCAGAGGUAUCCCAUGAUGCCUUGCUUCACACUGGCUCUGCGGUGUGAGCGGCAGACCUCUGCUUCCCAUUCAUCAACAGGAAGGCUGACAGGUGAAGGUCACAGGUGAAGGUCACAGGUGAAGGUCACAGGUGAAGGU